AUGGCAGGGAUAUCAUUCCAUCUGCUGUUCCAAAUAUAUGUAUGGUCCAUGCACGUACAGCGGAAAAGCUGCUUCCCUCCUCAGUCCCCACACACAGAUCCGUUGCUGCUGCCAAAAGCAGUCUGUGCCUUGAGAUUCACUAGUGGAGGCCAGUGGCUGGUUGCCCCUCUGAUGAAGCCAUCAGAGGGACAGGAACCAGGAAACCACACUCUGUUGACCACAUUUGUCCUCUCUGGAGGGUCCAGCAACCCAGGACUGCAGUCCUUGCUGUUCUUCACAUUCUGCUUAAUUUACAUCAUCACCAUCACUGGAAACCUUCUCACUCUCAUGGUCACACUGCAUCCCACCCUCCACACACCCAUGUACUUCUUCCUCCGGGUCCUGUCUUUCCUGGAUAUUUCCACAGCAUCUGUUGUUGUCCCCCAGAUGCUGGUAAACUUCCUAUCAGGGGACAGGAGCAUUUCCUACCUGGGCUGUGCCAUGCAGCUCUACUGUGUGAUUUUCUUAGGAUCUACUGAAUGUUACCUUUUGGCAGCCAUGGCUUAUGAUCGUUACGUGGCCAUCUGCAACCCCCUUAGAUACACAGUGAUCAUGAAGAGCAGAGUUUGUCAUUGCUUGGUCCUGUUCUCAUGCUGCAGUGGCAAUGUGGUGUCUGUAGUGCAGACAGUGUGGGUGUUCACGUUGCCAUUCUGUGGGCCCAAAAAGAUUAACUCCUUCUUCUGUGAUAUUCCCCCACUCAUUACACUCUCCUGCACCGACACCUCUUUGUAUGAAAAGCAGGUCAUUACAGCCACAGUGCUGGUCAUCUUGACACCCUUUUGUCUCAUCAUCCUAUCCUAUGGCUGCAUCAUUUUGAGCAUUUUGAAGAUUUCCUCCUCAGAAGGCAGACACAAGACCUUCUACAAAUGUUCCUCACACCUAAUUGUUGUCAUAUUGUACUAUGGAGGUACGAUCUUGAUUUACUUAAGGCCGAAAGCCAGUUACUCUCAAGAUGUUAAGAAAUUUCUGCCUCUCAUAUACACAGCCAUAAUUCCUAUGUUAAACCCCCUGAUUUACAGUCUAAGGAAUAAAGAUGUGAAAGAAGUACUCAUCAGAAGGAUGGCUGACAUGAUGAAGAAAGAAAUCUUUUCUUGUCCAUGA
Molecule: messenger RNA, 1140 nt
Organism: Colius striatus (speckled mousebird)
Lineage: Eukaryota; Metazoa; Chordata; Aves; Coliiformes; Coliidae
Product: olfactory receptor 10A2
Exons: 4
Coding region: 1-1140 (379 amino acids)
Biological process (GO): G protein-coupled receptor signaling pathway
Cellular component (GO): membrane
Molecular function (GO): olfactory receptor activity; G protein-coupled receptor activity
Source: RefSeq, a predicted model, not a curated record